AUGGCACCUAUAGCUUCUUCAUCCAAUGCCAGCCCCAGCCGCCCACAGGAUACCAACAGUCUGGUCCUUGAAGGCUGGGGGCAAGGUUUCAUGGUAGGAUCCCUAGCCGUGAUGACUGUGAUUACCGCAGCGAAUAUGAAGUCAAAGAAGGUCAUUCAUAAAUUCAUUAUCAUUGAGUUGCUGCUAGCUGCUUUCCACGGAACAUUCAUCUUUCUGCAUGAACCAGCAUAUGGCUGGUACUUAUCCGCCAGCGCUGUUAGUCUGAAUGUAUCGGCAGCUUUACACAAUCUUAUUGCCUGGAUGAAGGCUCGAUCGUUCUUUAAUAUUUGGGGCAGUCGGUUCUAUCUAGCAACCUUGCUGCUAGCACAGGUAUACUGGAUCCUGGAGGGCUAUGCAAACUUCGCCUUCUUCAACUACAAUAAACCACUCUUCAUAACAACUAGAUAUUUUGAGCCCUUGUUCCGUUUUGACGUCCUCGGUGCAGUCCACCUCGCCAUUCCGACUGGCGUGGAACCUAUUUGGAAGCCUGUUCUGCUCACUGACACUCGUGGUAUGACUUCAAGUCUACCCUGGAUCGGUGUUCAUAUAACGGGAGACAUACCCGACGGGAGAAUCCAGAAUUCUCCUGAUACAUACGGCACCUUCAGUGCCACGCAGGCGAUCUUGGUUGACCAUUGA
This is a messenger RNA of Aspergillus niger, 678 nucleotides long. RefSeq lists its product as uncharacterized. The transcript has 8 exons. NCBI's taxonomy places the organism in Eukaryota, Fungi, Ascomycota, Eurotiomycetes, Eurotiales, Aspergillaceae. The coding region runs from base 1 to 678 and encodes 225 amino acids. The record is from RefSeq and is a predicted model, not a curated record.